AUACCGCGUGGGGGGUGGGGUCGGGGAGGCUGGGGGUGGUUGGACAGGCGAGUUUUCCAGUGCUUGUGCCGUGCUGGGUGCGGGGACACCCGGAGACCCUCGACUCGAGCUCACUCAGUCGCCUUUCUCAUCCGCCGUCUCCGCGCCGGCCGGGUACCAUCUCUUUACCCCACACUCAAGUGACACAAAAUGCCCUUCAAUGGUGGCGAGAAGCGGUGUGUGGGUGAGGACCAGCAGAGCGACUCAGAUUCUUCCCGGUUUUCCGAAAGCAUGGCUUCGCUCAGUGACUAUGAGUGCUCCAGGCAGAGCUUCACAAGCGACUCCUCCAGCAAAUCCAGCUCUCCUGCCUCAAGCCCUCCCAGGGUUGUAACGUUUGAUGAAGUGAUGGGUGCAGCAAGGAACUUGGAAAACAUGACUCUUGUUCACGAAAUUGCUGUAAAUGAGAACUUUCAGUUGAAAAAAGAUGCCCUCCCUGAGAACAGCUUGGCCAGCCGAGUGAAACGCAUCGUCCACCAGGCCUACUGGGAUGUCUUGGAGUCGGAACUGAAUGCUGACCCUCCUGAGUAUGACCACGCCAUCAAGCUGUUUGAAGAAAUCAGAGAGAUUCUUCUCUCUUUUCUGAUUCCUGGUAGUGGAAACCGGCUUCGCAACCAGAUCUGUGAAGUUUUGGACACGGACCUCAUUAGACAACAGGCUGAGCACGGUGCUGUUGACAUCCAAGGCCUGGCCAACUAUAUCAUCAGCACAAUGGGAAAGCUGUGUGCUCCCGUGCGAGAUGACGAUAUCAGAAAGUUAAAGGCCACUGGCAACAUUGUGGAGCUGCUGAGGCAAAUAUUCCAUGUCCUGGACCUCAUGAAUAUGGACAUGGCCAAUUUUCUAAUUAGGAGUUUUAGACCACAUUUUCAACGCCAACUGGUGGAUUAUGAGAGAACUAAGUUCCAGGAAAUUUUAGAAGAAACUCCAAGUGCUCUUGAUAAAACUACCCAGUGGAUAAAAGAAUCUGUAAAUGAAGAAUUACUUUCUGUUUCUGAGACCGGUUUAACUCCUGCGGCCGGAACCAGCUCCAAGCCACACCUGAGCCCUACACUGGUGCUAAAUAACAGUUAUUUGAAACUGUUGCAGUGGGAUUAUCAGAAAAAAGAAUUUCCAGAGACACUGAUCACAGAUGAAGCACGUCUUCAGGAACUGACAGAAAAGCUGAAUCAAUUGAAAAUUAUUGCCUGCCUGUCCCUCAUUACCAACAAUAUGUUGGGUGCUAUCACAGAAGGCCUCCCUGAGCUGGCAGACCGGUUAAAGAGGGUCUCGGCUGUUCUGCUCGAAGGCAUGAAUAAAGAGACCUUUAACUUGAAGGAAGUCCUGAAUUCUGUUGGUGUUCAGACAUGUGCUGAGGUUAACAAGACCCUGGUGGAGAGAGGCUUACCCACUUUAAAUGCGGAGGUUCAAGCUAAUCUUGUAGGUCAAUUUUCAAGCAUUGAAAAGGAAGACAAUCCUAUCCGGUCUUUGAUUGAUAAACGAAUCCAGCUAUACUUGAAGAGCCUACUUGGUCUUCCAAGCCCUCAAAAAUGCCUGCCUCCCAUGCCCGGAGGUCUUGCUGUCAUUCAGCAGGAGCUGGAAGUGCUAGGCUGUCAAUAUGCUAACAUCGUGAAUCUCAACAAACAAGUGUAUGGACCAUUUUAUGCAAAUAUACUUCGAAAGCUGCUCUUUGGUGAGGAAGCCACAGGGAAGACAGAUGCUUCAUCUUCUGCUAACUAAAGAGGAACUGACGUUGGACAAGAGAUUGGAAAUCCAUACUUCAGUAUGGAGUCUGUUUCCAUCAGAGGCAUUACAGAUGCGGCACAUUCUCAGUCCUGUUGGUGGUGCAGUGUUAGCCCGAACCUGUGUAACCCAGUAACGUUAGGAUUGCAGGAGACACGCACAUCAUAUACACUCUACUCGUGCAUCAUUUUCAAGUUCAAAAGAGAUGUUUCUCAUGAUCAGAAAGCAAUUUGUAAUUAAUUAUAUUACCCACAUAAUACUUGUGUUUUCUUAAACAUUUAUAUCUGGCUGAUUCAUUCAACCCUUAAGGAGUUGUAUUGCCUCACUUGUCGCUAUCAAACCUAAUGAUUUUUAAUAUUGGUACAACUUAAAGGGUUGAAAGGUGUGAUAAUAACCAAGGGGAUUGAUGUUCUGAAUACAUGAUGUAAGCAUAAUUGUAUUUGAAAUGUACAAUGAAAAAAAAUAAAUCAAAAAAGACAUGUACAAGGAAAUUUUAUUAAUGUGUAAUAGAAACUUACAUAGUAAGUCCUAAAAUUCCUCAAAUGUGCCAGUUCACAUUUUAUAAUACCAACUGUCAGUAUUUGUGUAGAAUUUAAAUUUAUUAAAUAUAUUUUAAAGCUAUAUGCAAAUUUUAGAUAAAACCUCCAUUGUUCACUUAGUGAAAUUAGAAGCCAAUCCCUUCUAAGAAUUUAUUCUGGAGGUUGGUUUGUUCUUGCAAUUUAUCCUGCUCUCUGAGAGAAAUGAUUUUUGCACAAAUCUCUUAGUGAAUGUCUUUGCAUUUCUCAGGCCAUUGGUAAGGUUUGUAUAAGAUUUUAAUAUUUUUACAUAAGGCAGGAAUGGUUUGAUUUGGUUUACCUGUAAGAAGAAGGGAAGUUUAACAAUAAAAAGCGAUGCCAGGAGAUUCCCAUUCUCAUGAAGGAGAAGUAGCUGAACUUUGGAUUUUUUAACCACAUCGCUCCCUAGCAAAUGCCUUGUGUGCUGAUUAGAUACAUACCCUGCUAUGACCUAGGUGCUCUUCUAAGCAUCGUUAUCAUUUGACAUUCUUGAGCAUGAAACCAUUUGGCCAAGUCGGCACUGGUUGUCAUUAGAGAAAGCUGCUUGUCCUGGAAGUGCAUACUUUUUUGAAGUGUUCAGGGAAACAUUUCAGUUUGGGCGGACUCAGGCGAGAAAAGUGCUUUAUUUGCUAAAAUACAUUUUUGGUUUUUUUUCCCCCUAAGGACUCAGUAGCUUGCUGGGGAAGAGCGGGUAUGACGUUGAAAGUUUUUUCUUCCUCACCCCUUUUGCCUCACCACGGCCUCCACCAGGAUGGUGCUGCUCCUUUAUUUGACAAAGUUCUAGGAAAUGAUUGUGUGAAUAAAUUAUCUCCAAUCUUCACAUUUUGGAGGGAUCUGCCAAAAUCUGAGGAAAUUUUGAAAGUCAGUUUUUUCUCUCACAAUGACCAAUACAGAAAUCAGCCAGGCUGUCCAUUUCGGCCGGGGUUUGUAAGUGGAAACCUGCCGAAGAGCACGUCACUGGUCUCACCACGCCCUCUUCCUGUACUUCCAUUCUGCCCGCGCUUUUCUAUGCUUAGAAACCAUACGGUGCUGAAGAUUUCGUUUUCAUUUUCUCUUAAAUUGAAGUCGUUUCAACUGUGUUCACUUUGGGGCAUGGGCAGCAGCGGAGGUCUAAUAUAGCAACGGAAUGUAUUGUGUGAUUUUUGUUGUUGUUAUUGCUGAGGUGAACUGUAUACUUAUCAGAAAGACCAGGUGCACUUUUUAAUUAUCGGGUUGGAAUCCAGCUGGUGUUCUUAUAUACUUGAUUAUACUGCGAUUGCCAGCAGGAAAACAAUGUGCAAACAUUUUUUAAAAAUGUAUUUUAAAUGAAGGGCAUUCUGCUUUUUUUUGCUUUUUUUUUUUUUAAGUGGCAAAGUAAAUCUCAAUGUCUCAAGUCUGGAUUUAGGCAACUACAUUUAUUAGGAUUUUUGUAUCAUAUCUCUUAGCAUGUUGUUUAUUUGGUUUUUUACCUAAAUGUUUACUUCUGCUUUUAAGGUUUUCUUACCAUGGUCUUGUUUUGUAAUGUCAAUUUUAUUAAACACCAUACAUACAUUUUCAUUCUUCUGCUAAGACAUGUAUUGUGUGCACUGUUAAAUUUUAAACAUUAAACAUUAUUUCAACAUA
This is a messenger RNA of Myotis lucifugus (little brown bat), 3911 nucleotides long. RefSeq names its product t-complex 11 like 2 (gene TCP11L2). Gene Ontology annotation, molecular function: iron ion binding; oxidoreductase activity, acting on paired donors, with incorporation or reduction of molecular oxygen. Bases 190 to 1752 code for a protein of 520 amino acids. The transcript is spliced from 10 exons. Gene Ontology annotation, biological process: signal transduction. The record is from RefSeq and is a predicted model, not a curated record. NCBI's taxonomy places the organism in Eukaryota, Metazoa, Chordata, Mammalia, Chiroptera, Vespertilionidae.